AUGUCUAUCAUUUUUGAUUCAGAGAAAGCCUUCAAUAACUUCGAUGAUGAUCUCUGGUUCGAUGCUCCUGAAGAACUCUUCAUGGACGCAUUGGAGAACCAAGAGGAUGAGAUAUUCGACGUAAUCGAACUUCACGCCUAUGUCGCCAAUCCCGAGGAGAAUCACUUCCCCGAAAUUCCCACCGUUGUCCUACAAAAGAGAAUCGAGGCUUUCUAUUCUCGUGAGCCCGCUCCUUUUGAAGAAGAUGAUCCAAACCUUCAAAAGCUUUUCGAAAUCCAAGAAGCCCUCCAGAGCUUGCAAUAUAACCAUACACAUGCGAUGGGGAUUGAGGAUAAGAGAUUCCAAUCCAUCAUAUCCCGCCUCGACGAAGCUACCAAUCGACCAUACGAUCCUGAGAAUAUCCAAACACAUGCUGAUCUCAAGAGAGAACGAGUAUUGUAUGCAAGAAGACUGAAUGAGGUCACGAGAACCCAGGAGCUUCUGGAGAGAGAGUAUAGGGUCGAGAUGAUGGAGCUUGAGAAACAAGCUGUAGCGAUCGGUGAUGCAUGGGAUGCUCACCAAAAGAUGCUAGCCGAGCAACAACAAAAGGUUGCUGAGAAUCUUGUGAUAGAGGAUCGAAUCCGCUUGGGAAUCUUGAAGCAGAAGCACAUCGAGCAGUACAAUCUCGAAUUGCAGGAUAUUGUCACCAAUCAAUUCAACAAAAUCCGAGAACUCGAGGAUGAUUACAACGAGGCACGGGAGGAGUUGAACAAAGGUCCUUUCAUCUACCACCCGGUAUCUCUCAAGGAUGAAGAGCAGAUCCAUGCUGAGGCCAACGAUACUCAUGGCCAAUUGCAAGAGAGCGUCCCAGAUUCCGAGGCUAGUACCUGGAAGAUCGAGAACGUUGCGGUCCCAAGCGAUCAAAGAGAACCUUCGGAACAAAACAGUUACCACCACGAACUUCAGGAUGAAGACGACGUAGGUCGACUGUACGCUUUAUACUCUCGAGAUUCCAAGAAGAGGAACUUCGCCUUGGCAAAGUUCUUCAUAGAUUUACAGAAGCGUCAUGAAGACGAGAAUGAGCAGAGAGCUCAUCCAGCAUGGGAAGUCCACGAUUUCGAUUUUGCACAGGACUGGAUCAAUAGCGUACCUGAUAACGUCCAUAGCCCAGAGGCUAGUCCUGUGGUUGAUCCGGCUCAAAGCACGAAGCGCACAUUCAGUGACUACGAGAAAGAGGAGAAAGUUGCCGAACAACAGGGCAGAAAGCGACUUCGCCCUGUAUCACUGAUUUCAAGGACACCAACGCCACCAGUGGUGACUGCUCGAGCACUCCAGAAACCUCGCCGCAGUAGUCAAGCUACUGACGAAGACUUGGGGUAUUAUGGCUAUGAUGGGCUAUACUAUGCCCACGACGGAUGA
Molecule: messenger RNA, 1398 nt
Organism: Sclerotinia borealis F-4128
Lineage: Eukaryota; Fungi; Ascomycota; Leotiomycetes; Helotiales; Sclerotiniaceae
Source: the annotation of a GenBank genome assembly